AUGAGAAUGCCUGUUGUUGCGCCUUGUACAGAACUAUGGUCGACAAAACUCACUGAAGGAUUUUGUACCAUGGCUUUAGCUACUUUGUUCAGGCCAAAAGAACUGAGUUUGAUUGUUGGAUGUGAAGAUGGCUUGGUCAGAAUUUAUGAUGUAUCUGCAAAAUGUCUGAAUUUAAAUUCGCAGACGGUGUUGGAGACAAAGAGUGGACCAAUUCAGUGCCUUAGAGUGCAUGAUAUCACUAAGUUUUAUCACAAUGAUCUGAUAAUCCUUUCUCGGCAGUCUCUGUCAUCAGACAGUAUAAUCUGUGUCACUGUGGUUGAGGAUAACGGUGGAAGCCCUAUUAUUGUGUGUUCAAAUGAUUCUGGUGUCAUCACAUGGGUUCAGCCUACAAAAGAACUCUGGAGAAUCAAUUUAAAUAGUUUAUCAAACAAGAACCCAUCUCAUAUAGUGAAAGUUUCAUGCCUACAGACAGUACAGAUUACAGACUCAACGGGAAACAGAAGACAGUACUUACUUGCAGCAGACAAUUCAAAUAGAAUACAUGUUAUCUGCAAUGGAACAGUUGUAUCAUCCCUCAUGACACCUUCUGUUAUUACUGCAAUGACCCAAGGUCGCUUCGUACCAUCCAGCAAGUUAAGCCUGCCACCAGGAACUUCAUCAUCAGCAUCCGACAGUGAGCAAGUAGCCUUGGGAGCUAGCAAUGGCGCAGUUUAUAUUCUUCACAAUUUUCAUGUAACACUGGAUGAAUUUGUCCAUGCCAAAUGUACAGUCACAAAUCUGUGUACACUACCUCAGUCCGAUAGCAGUACAGAUCUGUUGCUUUGUGCAGGAUACUUCAGUGCUCUGCAUCUGUAUAAGGAUGGUCAGUUAAUAAUGGAAUAUCCUACAAGUGACUGGGUCACUAGCAUUGCAAAAGCUGACAUUGAUGGAGAUGGCACAUUGGAAGUUGUCAUUGGAUGUAAAGACAAUACUGUCGUUGCAUUAAAAUUAUAA
This is a messenger RNA of Candidula unifasciata, 993 nucleotides long. NCBI's taxonomy places the organism in Eukaryota, Metazoa, Mollusca, Gastropoda, Stylommatophora, Geomitridae. The record is from the annotation of a GenBank genome assembly.